CAAAAUUCAAAUCUGUCAAAUAAAUACUGUCAGUGCAGAACUUGCGUUAUUUAUUUAUUUUUUCCCACUACCUACGUAGCAAUAUUUGUGUGAUUAUUAUUGUUUCAAUACGUCUAACUCUAAAUCUUGCACUGAAAAAAUUGUAAUCAAUAUGAAUUUCUUAGAUAAUUUCGAUCCGGAAACUUCAGCUCGUGAAAGACGAAAACUUAAUCGUAAAAGUUAUUAUAUGCACCGUAAAUCUAAAAAUAUUUAUAAUGAACGUGGUCAAAUAGCAGCAACAGGCAAGGAUCUGUGUGAUUGUUUGGAUGAAACUUGUUCAGGUUGUCACUUUCCAUGCUCCAAGUGUAAUUCAAAUAAGUGUGGACAUGAAUGCAGAGUGAAUAGAAAGUGGAUGUAUGACAAAAUAGAAAUUGAAGGAAAUGACUUUGUAAUAAAAAAUGAAUACAAGCAUAAAUAAUAAUGUAAUAAUAUUUACUUCUUAAACAAACUGUGUCUUAGCUAAGAGUUUGAAAAAAUAUUGAACUUCAGUUUUUCCAUCCUCAGGCAAAUCUGUGCAGUGUAUAGCAUUCUGGAUACUUGUUUUUCCAUAGAGAGCUCUAAUACUGUUUGGGUACAAUUGACGACAUAAGCCCUGUAAUGUGAAUAUUU
Molecule: messenger RNA, 648 nt
Organism: Spodoptera littoralis (African cotton leafworm)
Lineage: Eukaryota; Metazoa; Arthropoda; Insecta; Lepidoptera; Noctuidae
Source: the annotation of a GenBank genome assembly